AGAUGUCUAGGUGAUCUAAAUCAAUUUGUGAAACCAUUACCUGAGAGUUGGUGAUCGCGUUACCUGUGUCAAACAAAAAAACAAAAUGGAGGAACUGGACAAAGCCCAAUUGCAGCUUCUGAAGAACGCAUUCGAUGCCUUCGACCACGAGAAGGCGGGAGUCAUCAGCAUAGACUUCAUUGGCACGAUCCUGGAGAUGUUGGGGCACGAAGUGGAUGAGGACACGUUAAAAGAAAUUAUCGCCGAAGUUGAUGUUAACGGAACCGGACAACUGGAGUUCUCAGAUUUCUGCUCACUGGCUGCUAAAUUCUUGACAGAAGAGGAGGAUGACGAGGCGAUGCAGAAGGAACUUAGGGAAGCGUUUAGGUUAUACGACAGAGAAGGAAACGGCUACAUAACGACAGAUGUGUUGAAAGAAAUCUUCAGGGAGUUGGACAACACGAUCAGCGCCGAGGACUUGGACACCAUGAUUGAGGAAAUUGACUCUGACGGCUCAGGAACAGUGGACUUUGAGGAGUUCCUUGAAGUAAUGACCGGAGAAUAAGUGGAUCCAAGAUUAAAUUAUACCAUUAAGCAAAUUGUAUAUACUAGACAAAUUAUAAUAUAAGAAUUAAAAAUAAGAAACCGUCAGAACACAAUUUCGGGAGCUUUUGCUUAGAAUGGAGAACACCUUUUAAAACAAAAGUUCUUAGAGAUAAAAAAGUGUUAAAGCUAAAGAGAAUUUAUAAGACUAGUCAAUAAUAAUAAGCAAAUGUGAAAAAAACUGCGCGCAGUGUUUUUAAUAAAAGCAAAAACCAUA
Trichoplusia ni (cabbage looper) is the source of this 799-nucleotide messenger RNA. Its product is annotated as troponin C-like. Gene Ontology annotation, molecular function: enzyme regulator activity; calcium ion binding. The record is from RefSeq and is a predicted model, not a curated record. The transcript has 6 exons. Bases 86 to 544 code for a protein of 152 amino acids. NCBI's taxonomy places the organism in Eukaryota, Metazoa, Arthropoda, Insecta, Lepidoptera, Noctuidae.